AUGUCCAGCUUCGUCACCCCCGGCCAGCAGCGCUACCUGCGCGCCUGCAUGGUCUGCUCAAUCGUUAUGACAUACAGCCGCUUCCGCGACGAAGGAUGUCCCAACUGCGAAGAGUUCCUACACCUCAUCGGCUCGCAGGACCAGAUCGAGAGCUGCACGUCGCAGGUCUUCGAGGGCCUGAUAACGCUCGCCAACCCUUCCAAGUCAUGGGUGGCCAAGUGGCAGCGUCUGGAUAGCUACGUGCCCGGCGUGUACGCGAUCAAGGUUUCGGGCCAGCUGCCUGAUGAGAUUCGAUCAUCACUGGAGGAUGAGUAUAGGAUACAGUACAUCCCGUAUGUCUAUUCUAUCGCGAGAUACGGCGAUGCCUUUUACGUUGGGGUGGGGUGGGAAAGAGACAACAAGAUGGCUGACUUGAUGAUUUUUAGGAGAGAUGGCACGCAGACCGAAGCCGAUGCUUAA
Messenger RNA from Trichoderma asperellum CBS 433.97, 459 nucleotides. RefSeq names its product transcription elongation factor spt4 (gene SPT4). Lineage: Eukaryota; Fungi; Ascomycota; Sordariomycetes; Hypocreales; Hypocreaceae. The record is from RefSeq and is a predicted model, not a curated record. Gene Ontology annotation, biological process: transcription elongation-coupled chromatin remodeling; regulation of transcription elongation by RNA polymerase II. Gene Ontology annotation, molecular function: zinc ion binding; RNA polymerase II complex binding. Gene Ontology annotation, cellular component: DSIF complex; nucleus.